Pimephales promelas (fathead minnow) is the source of this 4820-nucleotide messenger RNA. RefSeq names its product protein kinase C, zeta (gene prkcz). The record is from RefSeq and is a predicted model, not a curated record. Gene Ontology annotation, molecular function: protein serine/threonine kinase activity; protein binding; ATP binding. Lineage: Eukaryota; Metazoa; Chordata; Actinopteri; Cypriniformes; Leuciscidae. Gene Ontology annotation, biological process: protein phosphorylation.
GACCUACUUCUGUUUAAUUGGAUAAGCAUUCAGUCUCUACCGAGAGAGAGAGAGAGAGAGAGCGAGAGAGAGCGAGACCGACUGGACCCACACUGUGCAAACCGUUAUCCACCCGUAUCCACCUGCAAAUAAUGCGUUCAUGGAAUCUGCACAUUCCUCGCUGACGUCACGUCACGGCGGAACCGAAGAAUGGAGCAGUCGCCGCGCGAAACACGCUCUCGUGCUGUUAUGAUGUUAUGAAGUGCACUUUGGAAUAUUUCCUCGCGAGACGGAAUGUCCCACGGAAGCGCAAGUGAACAACAGGUGGAUUCCGAGGCCAAUCCAGCCCUGGAAGUAGCCAUACUUCUGUGUCUCUCCGCCCCUAUGAGUAACCAUAGCAAAGACACCGUAAAAUCCAGCGUACCGGAAAGAAGCUGAAUAACGCGCUCGCGAUGUGGAUCAUUUCAACGUUGACGUGACACGUUAAGCGUUAAGAUUGACUAACUUACUGACACAGUUCAUUCGGAAUGAUGUCACUUUACAUCUGAAAUCGUCUUCUAAUAAACAGAGCCUGUGUAUUUCUGUCCCAAGGGAGUGUUUGAAGACUUUUGGAGUUAUAAUGCCUGUCAGUAACGGGUCGGUGAUGGAUUUGCCGUCUGGAUACGUGAAAAUAAAGGCGCAUUACGGAGGGGACAUGCUGAUCUCUGACUUGGAUUUGGCCAUGACGUACAUAGAGGUGUGUGAGGAGGUGAGAAAGAUGUGUGGUGUCCGCAGAGAGAUGCCGAUAACGCUCAAGUGGAUCGACGAUGAAGGGGACCCGUGUACCAUCUCAUCCCAGAUGGAGCUAGAGGAAGCAUUCCGGAUCUACAACCGGAACCGGUGCUCAGGACUCCUUUUGCAUGUAUUCCCAAGCAUCCCUGAAAAACCUGGUAUGCCGUGCCCAGGAGAGGACAAAUCGAUCUAUCGCCGUGGAGCUAGACGAUGGAGGAAGCUGUACCGGGUGAACGGACACCUCUUCCAGGCCAAGCGCUUUAACAGGAAAGCGUACUGUGGCCACUGCAGCGAGAGGAUAUGGGGACUGGGGCGUCAGGGCUACAAGUGUAUCAACUGCAAGCUUCUGGUCCAUAAACGCUGUCACAAGCUCGUCUCACUGACCUGUCAAAGGCAUAUGGAUCCAGUCAUGCCAUCACAGGAGCCGUUGGUAGAUGAUGAUAAAAGUGGAGAGGAAGUGGAGCUCCCCCCUGAGGACCCUGAAGAAACAGACGCAAUUCCAGUCCCUUUCUUAGCACACAACCGGAAAGUGGAGAAAGCUGAAGAUGACACCGAGGAUCUGAAGGCGGUGGUGGACGGGAUCGAGGGGAUUCAGAUCUCUCAGUGUCUCGGCCUGGGGGACUUUGACAUGAUCCGGGUCAUCGGGAGGGGCAGUUACGCUAAAGUGCUGCUGGUCCGACUCAAGAAGAACGAACAGAUUUACGCCAUGAAGGUGGUGAAGAAAGAGCUGGUCCAUGAUGAUGAGGACAUUGACUGGGUCCAGACAGAGAAACACGUGUUUGAACAAGCAUCGACCAAUCCAUUCUUAGUGGGACUUCACUCUUGCUUUCAGACAGAAAGCCGGCUGUUUCUAGUGAUUGAGUAUGUGAAUGGAGGAGAUCUUAUGUUCCAUAUGCAGAGGCAGCGGAAGCUUCCAGAGGAACAUGCCAGAUUUUAUGCUGCUGAAAUUUGCAUCGCUCUUAAUUUUCUGCAUGAGAAGGGCAUUAUUUACCGGGAUUUAAAACUGGACAAUGUACUAUUGGACCAGGAUGGCCAUAUCAAACUUACAGACUAUGGCAUGUGCAAGGAGGGAAUCAGACCAGGUGACACCACCAGCACAUUCUGUGGGACGCCCAACUACAUCGCCCCAGAGAUCCUGAGGGGAGAGGAUUACGGGUUUAGUGUAGACUGGUGGGCACUGGGUGUGCUCAUGUUUGAAAUGAUGGCAGGUCGAUCUCCCUUCGACAUCAUCACUGACAAUCCUGACAUGAACACAGAGGAAUAUCUCUUCCAAGUAAUUUUGGAGAAGCCGAUCCGGAUUCCCAGGUCAUUGUCUGUUAAGGCUGCGAGUGUGCUGAAAGGUUUUCUGAACAAGGACCCGAAAGAGAGGCUGGGAUGCCAAGUUCAGACCGGAUUCACAGACAUCAAGGCUCAUACGUUCUUCAGAAGCAUAGACUGGGACCAGCUGGAACAGAAGCAGGUGACGCCACCGUUCAAACCUCAGAUCACAGACGACUACGGUUUAGAAAACUUUGACACGCAGUUCACCAACGAACCCGUGCAGCUAACACCAGACGACGAGGAUGUGAUUAAGAGAAUAGACCAGUCUGAGUUUGAAGGAUUUGAGUACAUUAAUCCUCUGCUGCUCUCCACUGAAGAAACCAUAUGAGGGAAGAACAAUACGGCCGAUGUUUCUCUGCCUGCGGCUCCUUGAGACUUCUACAGCUGAGUUUAACUCAGACUAUGUGUUCACAGAGAAGAGCUUUUCCUUCAAACUGCGUUAAAGACAAAAAGCAACACUAAGACUUCAAGUUUUGGACCCUCCCCGAGUUAUUUUAGGAUUACACUGGAAGAAGAACAACUGGAGGAACUUCAGAAAACCAACUCAGAACUAUUCCCCAUAUUUCAGCUGUUGAUUGUCUUCCUGCUUCCCAGCGUCCUCUUUAAUUUUGACACUCAUCUUUGUGUGAAUGUGCGCGCACUGUUGCCUGGGACUCAAGUUAGCUCCAUCGAUGUGUGCCUGCGUCCUUCAGAGACUACAUUUCCCAUCAACCCUAGCUGAAUAUGACAGUUCUAACUUAAUGUGCACUUUUUAUUUUCUGUUCGACUUUUUCUUUUCUUUUUUAAACCUCUUGAAUCUUGUGUGAGGUGCGUCCUCAAGCAAAACAAGAAUGUAUAAUGUUUAAAGGUAAAUGUUGUAUUAUAGUGUAGGUAGCCAAUUGAAGAAUUUAUGAUGCCUUCUAUGAUGCAAAGUGGCACAUUUUAAUUCAUGACCAUGAUGGUUUCCUAAACAGUGGGUAGCUGUGCUUCAAACCACAUGCUUUUAACCACUCGCGUUGAUUUUACUGAGUAAAUGGGAGAUAAAAUGUGUUUUUUUGAAGAAGUGCCUCAAAGAUCCAAAAUUCACCAUGCUCCAAACUGCUCUGAACUCCAUGUUUGAUCAGAGUUGAUUUUCCAAUGCACCAUCCAAUGAGAAAUAUGCAGGUGUUUUUUUUUUUUAUUGAUUUUUUUUAUACUUAACAUAAACACUGAUACAUAUGUUGAAACCAAGACAAGGUUAGACACUGAAUAAUCACAAAGCCCAAAUACAUAUUACCAGCCUAGGCUCAUUGGAAAAAUCUGUCCCUACUUACAUUUUUGCAUAACUUCAAAAACAGUUUCCAACUGAAAUGAACACUAGUGGCAAUAAAACACCUACAACUUUCAAUCCAGGCAGGUUAUUGAUUAAUAAAGACUUAUUUUCUAGCAGUUCCUUGCACAAUACUAUAUUACGACCUGAAAACACUUUUACCAUAGUGCAUGAUUUGUAAACUAAUACAUUUUGACGCUUACAUCACAUAAUCAGCUCUAAAUGGCUAUUCUGGUGUAACAAACUUGCUUGCUAGCUCACCUAGUACCGCAUUGCGCAUGUGAUGUGGAAUGUCCUGUGUACGAGUCCUGUGAAACACAAGUCAAGAUAAACGAGCUCAAAGGCGCGUAGAAGCAAGCUAAAAUUGCGUUUUUUAGUGCAGGUGCUACGUUAUUUUCAAACGCAACAGUGCAUUAACCUUUUUGCUCCACUCACCUGACAUUUCAUUUCAUUCGUACUGCCUCGAUAUUUAAAACCAACAUAAUAAAACGUUGCCAAACUCACAUUCAUCUGUCUCUGAUAAAACUGAAAUCGCUUUUAGCGCAACUCAUUUUUAAAUUUCCGCGAACUGAAGCAACUUACAUAAUUUUGCAUAAAUAUUGCCACAGUCAUGAUUUUCCAAUGAGCCUAGGUUUAAUUUUACGGUAGCAUUCUUCACAACUGCACACUACAUUAGUCAAAUAGCUGCUCCUCACUCUGAUAAGAGGGUUUUGUGUUGUUGUACUCAUGUGAUCUGUCGACGUGCUGUUGAGAUGUUGUGGAGGGCGAGAGAACACAAACAAGGGGUUUGUACAUCAUGUCUCUGGUGUGAUGUGGUGGUAAAAUUGUGCAACAGUGAUGUGAAUCUCAGAUGACCUCAAAGCCCAAAUUCAACCCAUUACAACACUCAAUAUACGACACAAAUAGCUCAGAAUGCUAAUCUUAUCUAAUUUUAUUACAGGCUAUGUUCGGAAUAGAAUUCUAGCCUACUAGUUGUCGUGUAUUCUGUAUUCUACUAUUUUUACUAAUAGUAGGUGAAAUGAUUGUCGAUAAACAUCAGUAUGCUGUCACAUGGUAUCUUGCAUAUAAGCAACUUAUUUCAGAAUCUUUGUGUCAAAAUGCUGUUUGACAGGGUUCCCACGGAUCCUUGAAAUCAUUUAAAGUUUGUGAAUCUGAAAAACAAAAUUCAAGGCCCUGGAAAGUUUUUUAAAAAUUAGAUACAGGUCCUUGAAAGUGCUUGAAUUUAUUUUGUACCAGAGCUUUUCCGGGGGAAAAAAAACACUAAUGUGGUAUUUUGCCAACGCUUCGUGGCCUAUGCACACUAGCUUACUUGAUUUAAUUACACACAUUUACGCGUUACAUUAAGUGUUUCCCGCGUGAGGUACUUUGUUAUAUGUUGCCAUGAUGCAAACGAAACCGCUGCGAUGGUACCUUAACGUUUCACAGACACACCGUGAAACUUUGCAAAAAUAGGCUGAAACCA